AUGGGUCCUACUACUGUCAGUUGUUCAGUGAAUGGGACUGGAAUAUCUACUGAACUGUCUCGUGUGAUAGUGAAUGGAUCAGGAUCUGUUACAAGAGUGACAGUAACAGUGAGACAAAGAGAAGCUGGUGACUAUCAGUGUACUGUAUACAAUGCCAGAGUAACUAAUGGACCUAUUAGUGGUAAUAGUGGUCCUACUGCAGUUACUAGCACUUCAUUAUUGAAUAUAUCAGUAUCUGAUACUCCAACUGGUUUAACUGCUACAAGAUUAAGUACUGGUUUAGCUCAAGUAAGACUCUCCUGGUCUACUGUAUCAGGAGCUACUGGUUAUGAGGUCUACUAUCAACUGUCUAGUGAUACUCCUGUUAGUGUAUCCAACACUAGUUAUACAACAAUCAAUAUAACAUCAGGAUUGAUUCGGAGGAUUACAUACACUUUCUAUGUAGUAUCUUAUGGAUCAGUUUUUCUACCUAGUGGUAAUGCUUCAGUUAUGGAAACACUUAGUGAUCCAGUGGUUAAUGAUUUAAUGAGUACUGUAAUUACCAGUACUUCCAUUACAUUAACAUGGAGUCCACCAACUGCUGUAGUACCAAUUAGCUAUAAUAUUAAAAGGAGAUGUAGGAGAGUAUGUGGAUCAUCAUUCACUAGUACUAGUGAAAUAUCAGUUUCAUCACCACAUGCUUCAACUGGUAUAUCUCCUUACAGUCAAUGUGACUUUGAUCUUAGUGGAGUAUAUGGAGCUGAGAUAGCUGAUUUGACUACUAAUUAUUCAGCUACUACGCUGUCUAAUGUCCCUACUGCACCAGUGGAUGAUAUUAUAUUCUCAUCAGUAGAGUCAGUGUCAAUGACUGUCUCAUGGGAUGAAGUACCUUGCAAUGGAAGGACUAGACAAAAAAUACAAUCAACUCCUGAUGAAUCAAAACCAAGCAUUGCUAUUGAUCUCACAUCGGCCACUAUUUUAGCAUCAUCAACAAGUAAAAUAAUUGUUUCAUAUUCUACUGAGACAACUACCAUGACUACUGCAUUGACUACUCCAUUGGCUACUCCAUUGGCUACUGUGUCAACUACUGUAUUAGUGGAUAGUGGAGGAACUAUUACUGGAUGGAUAGUUGGUGUGACAGUAUUAGCAUCACUAUUGGCUGUAUCUAUAAUCAUUAUACUGGUACUGGUUGUAUAUAAUAAAAGAGCUAAUAUCAAGCAAAAGAGUUUACAAUUCCAUAGAAAAUCAGAUAAGGAGAUUGAAAUGGAAUGCAGUCCAGCUUAUACUACAAAUACUGCUGAUGAUCUAUCAAUGAAGGAUAGUCCAACAUACAUGUAUGCUACAGUACAAGAAGCACAAUCAACUGAUGAGCCAAUAUAUGAUACAGCUGGGCCUGAGUCUAUAUACUCCACCUGCUGAAUAUGAAAUACCAACAGUUUCAUGAUUUGGUCCACAAUACAACAUUAAAGUGUGUCUUUGUCAUAGAUUUAAACUUUAAAGUAGCAAAAAUAGAACAGCAGUUUAUUACGUCAUCAUUAAGUAUAUCAAAUUUUACAAAAAAUAAAAUUCUGUGUGUGUCUGCUAUUAUUAAUAAUUAUUAUUAAUACAGUUAUUUUCAAUGUACAAGUAAGUCUUUGCUAGUAUCAGAUCCUUUUCUGGGGAGUUUUCCCUUGCAAAGCUGCCCUUGAUCCUAACUGCAGUGCUCUUUUAGUAAGUAACUUCUAUAUUAUUAUUUGUUAAUUCAUUUAUUUAUAAUACUAUGAAACUGAAUGUACAAGUUUUGUAAAGGAAGAAACAAGGAGGUGGUGGUGUGUUCUUAGUAAAGUUAGUAUAUGUGUGGGGAAUCAACUGUUACAUAAACUUCCAUGACAUGUGUUUCCUGAUGUUAUAGCCUUAUGUAGGAAGAGUUUAAGUUUCCUGUGAAGAUGUUGAGGACAUUGCUUCUUCUUGCUGGCUUCCUCUAUACAUGAAUCACCUUUGGACUUGUCAUCACUUGAACCUCCACAGAAUGACUACACUGUACCAACAAAGCAAGAAAAUCAAUAAAAACAAUUAUUUAAAUUAGCCUUGUCUUCACAAACAGGCAUAUACAAUUUUUGCAAGUAGUUAGUGUCAAUUAAGGAUUGUGUACAUCAACUUAACAUUUGGUUGUGUGUGUGUGUGUGUUAGUCAUUACAAAGUGUAGAUCUAUGUACAUGUAUGUCCAUUUUAAAAAAUUUGGUUAGCAUCAGAUCUAUUCCCACUGUAGUGCUUUUUUAGGAAAUACUUUUGUAUCAUGAUACAUCCAUUUAUUUAUGCUAUAACAAACUAUCAGUGUA
Messenger RNA from Amphimedon queenslandica, 2297 nucleotides. RefSeq names its product netrin receptor DCC-like. Bases 1 to 1398 code for a protein of 465 amino acids. Gene Ontology annotation, molecular function: protein binding. The transcript has 11 exons. The record is from RefSeq and is a predicted model, not a curated record. NCBI's taxonomy places the organism in Eukaryota, Metazoa, Porifera, Demospongiae, Haplosclerida, Niphatidae.